Molecule: messenger RNA, 1548 nt
Organism: Penicillium olsonii
Lineage: Eukaryota; Fungi; Ascomycota; Eurotiomycetes; Eurotiales; Aspergillaceae
Source: the annotation of a GenBank genome assembly
AUGUCUAAACAACCCGAACCCAGCACAGCAGAGUCAAACUCUAUCGAUAGCUCAAAUGAUGAUGUCAAAGGGUUUAACGAAUCCCAUAUCUUGCAGGACCGCAAGAUUGGAGUUUUCGGAGCCAUAUCGCUGAUUGUGAACAAAAUUGUCGGUGCUGGGAUUUUUUCAACGCCUGCAUCUAUAUUCAAGUUGAGCGGCAGUCCUGGAAUGGCCCUAAUCCUUUGGGUCAUCGCCGGUGCAAUCUCGACAUGUGGAGCAAUGGUUAUGCUCGAAUUUGGCACCAUCAUUCCGAGAUCUGGAGGCAUGAAGAUUUACCUAGAGAGAUCUUUCUCUCCCAAGCUAUUGAUGACAUGUGUUUACUUGUUCUACUGCGUCUUCCUUCAGGUGUCCGCUAGCAAUGCUAUUACUUGCGCGUCAUAUCUUCUUAAAGCUGCUAGUGUCGAAUCAACGACAUGGAAGUUGAGAGGUUUAGCCAUUGCAGCAACUGCUUUCGCUGUGGGUAUACAUACCUUUGUUCCACGAGUCGGCAGACACUUGCAAGAUAUGAUGAGUGCAGUAAAGCUUUUUAUUCUCUUUUUUAUUGUCUGCACUGGAUUUGCAGCGCUGGGCGGUCAUCUCAAAGUACCUCGCACUCACAAUUUCGAUGUAUCGACGUCUUUCCAGGGUACCUCUAACAAUGGAUACAACAUUGGCACGGCUUUGUUAGAUGCAAUAUUCUCAUUCCAAGGGUAUGACAAUCUAAACAUGGUCCUUUCUGAGGUCAAAAAUCCCAAGAAAACACUCAAGAUCGCGCUCCCUACCGCUAUGGGUAGUAUCACAGUGCUUUACGUGCUUGCAAAUAUCGCAUAUUUUGCCGGUGUGUCCAGAGAUGAAUUUUUGGAAUCAGAUCUUACAAUUGCUGCAUCACUUUUCAACAAUGUCUUUGGCGCAUCAGCAGCCUCAAAAGCUCUACCAGCCCUGGUCGCCAUCUCUGCUAUUGGCCAUCUUUUGGGUAUUGCAUUCACAGUCCCUCGGGUUAUCCAAGAGCUGGCCAAAGAUGGAAUCAUGCCAUUCCCAAAUAUUCUCAUGCAGAACCGCCCUUUUAAAACACCUAUCUGGGCAUUGGCAAUUCACCUGGGAGUAACGAUUCUCUUCAUCUGUGCUCCUCCCGCAGGUGAUGCUUUUGAUUUCAUUAUUAGCCUCAGCUCUUACCCAACAGUGCUUCUGCUCACUGGAGUCACUGCGGGGUUGAUAAAGCUGCGUCUAUCUAAAGAUGAGGAUUCAAAAUCUGCAUUCACAGUUCCAUGGGCUGUCUUAGGGUUCUACCUUGCAGGGAACAUUUUCCUCCUUAUUAUGCCAUUUGUACCACCGCCCAAUGGAAAGGGCAGUACUAGUUUGCCUUAUUGGCUCACUCCCGUUGUUGCAUUAGCAAUUCUCUCCCUGGGUGUCAUCUACUACGUUGGGCGAUUUGUUCUGCUGCCGUGGAUCUUUGGGUAUCGACUUGAGCUGCAAGCUGUUGAUCUUAGUGAUGGAUCCCAGGUCUCACGCUACAAAAUGAUCAGGGACUGA